UCCUCUCUUCAUCGAUCAGACUACCAUAGUGGCAGCAGCGAGGAACACAAAGCGGCAGCGGUGGCGAGGAACACGAAGCGGCGGCGACGACGAGGAAGGCUGUUGCUUGGCCCAACCAAAGACCACGACAGUGGGGAGAGGGUUGGGCGGGUGUCUCCAUCACCCUUGUCCUCUUCCCCAUGGCCCCACGGAGGCGAAAGGAAGGGGAACCACCCCCUAAAUACGGUCCCAAAUCUAAGAUUUUUUCAGUAGAAGUUCACCAUGGUGGAGUUUUUAGUGGCAUUGGAGUUGACCGUGCCUAUGUAGGUGGACAGUUGGAUUGGUUUGAUAAUGUGGAAGCUAGUAGUUGGUCUUAUUUCUGGAUAGAGGAAUUCAUCAUGCUGCUUAACUAUGGUUUUAGUCCCAGAAAUCUAAAAGUGUAUUGGUUAUUGCCUGGCAAGGAGUUAUCUGAUGGUUUAAGGACUUUAGCAUCUGAUCAUGACAUUGAAGUGAUGAAGGCAGUUGCUGAUAAGGUGAAGAACUUUGUUCUCUUCUUUGAUCACGAGUGGCAUGAAGAACCAAAACCUGCAGCUGAACCUGAGGGGGUUAAUGAUCCAGAGUUUUUGGACAAUGAAAACGAUGUAGAAGGUCUAACCCUGGUAGCACAUUGUUCCUAAGGCUAUCAGAUGGGCACUUCAACAACUUGUACUUUGCACUUGAUGCUUGCAAGAGAGGAUUUCUAAGUGGCUGCAGACCAAUUAUUUGUUUGGAUGGAUGCCACAUCAAGACUAAAUUUGGUGGGCAACUUUUAACUGCUGUGGGAAUUGACCCAAAUGACUGUAUAUUUCCAAUAGCAAUGGCAGUAGUAGAAGUAGAGUCCUUGAGCACAUGGAAGUGGUUUCUAGAAACACUCAAAGAAGAGCUCAACAUUGGCAACACAUAUCCCUGGACCAUUAUGACUGACAAACAAAAGGGUCUCAUACCUGCAGUACAACAAGUCUUUCCAGAAUCAGAGCAUCGGUUUUGUGUCCAGCAUCUGUACCAAAACUUCCAGGAACAUUUCAAAGGUGAGAAUCUUAAGAAUCAGCUAUGGGCAUGUGCUAGGUCGAGUUCUGUUCAACAGUGGAAUAUUAACAUGGAGGCCAUGAAGGUUCUUGACUCUGAUGCACACGCUUGGCUUGAGAAAAUGCCACCAAACACUUGGGUAAGGGCUUUUUUCAGUACUUUCCCUAAGUGCGACAUCCUUCUUAAUAACAGUUGUGAAGUAUUCAACAAGUAUAUACUUGAUGCAAGAGAGCUGCCAAUACUCAGUAUGCUUGAAAGGAUAAAGGGACAGCUCAUGAUUAGAUUCUACAGCAAGCAGAUAGAGAUCAAUGAGAAUUGGACAUGACCUGUUUGUCCAAAGAUCAGAAAGAAGCUAUUGAAGAAUUCAGACUAUGCUAACCUAUGUUAUGUGAUGCCAGCUGGUAAGGGCAUUUUCCAAGUGCAGUAUAAGGGUGCUGACUAUAUUGUUGAUAUUUGCAACAAGACAUGUGAUUGCAGAAGAUGGGAUUUGACAGAAAUCCCAUGCAACCAUGCUGUGGCCUGUCUUAGGCAUGAAAGGAUUCCUGCCGAGGAGGUACUCCCAGUAUGCUAUUCCACUGAAACAUUCAGCAAGGUGUAUGGUUUUAAUAUAAUGCCUUGUGCUGACAAGAACAAUUGGGAAAAGACCAAUGGACCUAAAGUACUACCACCUGUGUAUGAGAAAAAGGUUGGGAGGCCACCUAAAUCUAGGAGGAAGCAGCCCCAUGAGGUGCAAGGCAAGGAUGGCCCAAAGCUGUCCAGACAUGGUGUUAUCAUUACUUGUAGCUGGUGCAAAGGCCAACAUCACAAUAGAGCUGGAUGCAGUCUUAGGAAGCUGGGAGUUAAUCCUAUUGCUCAUAGCAAUCCAAAUCCUGUUAUUGAUGAAAAUGUGCUAGAUGAUGAACCUGUCAUCACCCAGGAAACUGGUCACUCGCAAGCUGCACAUGUUCAACUUCAGGACACCAUGUUAUCACAAAUGAUACAAGAGGCUUCAAGUAUUGUUGCUCCAUACCAACCUCUAGGAUCUCCGCCAGAUUGUUCUUAUAUUGCAGCCAACCAACCUGUUCCACAGCCUAUUCCACCCACCACUGCAUCCAAAGCUGUCAAGGCAGCACUGAACAAGCGCAAGGCUGCAGGAAACAAGUCGAAGGAUGCAACAGGGAAGAAAGCAAAGGCCACAAGGAGUAAGACUGUGGGUAACGCUACAAAGAAGAAGUAAUCAAGAAGCCACCUUUUGUGAAUGGCCGCUUCUACUAACCCAUUUUGUGAAUGAAAGAAGCUGAGACGGUAACGGGCUGGCUCGCCACCGCCUCCUACAACGCCGUCUCGUUGUUGGUCGCCACAUCCACGAAGUUGUCUAUGGUCACAACCUUCUCAUUCACCUGCAAUUGAAGAAGAAGACGCAAAUCGACCUCGAUCA
This is a messenger RNA of Panicum virgatum (switchgrass), 2461 nucleotides long. RefSeq lists its product as uncharacterized. Bases 1436 to 2260 code for a protein of 274 amino acids. The record is from RefSeq and is a predicted model, not a curated record. Gene Ontology annotation, molecular function: zinc ion binding. Lineage: Eukaryota; Viridiplantae; Streptophyta; Magnoliopsida; Poales; Poaceae. The transcript is spliced from 5 exons.